Eruca vesicaria subsp. sativa (arugula) is the source of this 2260-nucleotide messenger RNA. The record is from the annotation of a GenBank genome assembly. NCBI's taxonomy places the organism in Eukaryota, Viridiplantae, Streptophyta, Magnoliopsida, Brassicales, Brassicaceae.
UUUGGAAUUCAACAUAUGUAUUAAGAAAAUUUGUUAAAUGAUCAUUUUCUCAUGAGUUACGUACAUACACUCAAGAGCCAUGGAAACCUAAUUGUCAGUGAAUGAACAUGUAAAUAAAACAAAAUCAAAGAAAGAUCCAAAAAUAACACUGACUCGUAUGUCCCCCAUUCUUACUUGUCAACCGUCUCGCUUUAGCAUCUUCCAGGCAGCGUCACGAGCCGUUUCUCUGUUCUAUAUAAAAUUAUAAAUCUUAUCACGAGACAUAUUCUGCAUUAUUAGUAUUUAAAAAAUAAUAAUUUUUACUUGCUGAGGUGGUUUCAUUUUUAUUUACGUCUCCGUCACUCUUUCGCCCUAUCCACUAAAUACAGAUCCCAAAAACAAAAACACAUAGGUAAAAUAAGAAAAAAGAUUCGUCCCUUUGUUCCUAAGCGAUUAUCUGUAAAAUUUCCUUCGUUUUCUCGCAUUAUCUUUCUCACCAAAUGGUCCCUUAUAUUCCACUCUUUCUUUCUCUAACAUUCAAAGCUUCAUCUUCUGUUUAACUCCACCAUUAAUAUUACAUUCUCUCAUUUUCUCCGAGCAGACCACGAAAAACGAUGACUAACCUCUCACGUUCAAAGUCCACCGGAACUACCAUGUUUCCGGAUGCCAAAGCUGCCCGACCCGGUCCAGACAUAUAUGAGAAUAUCCACCACCACGACUACGACUACGAAGAAGAACAUAGCACUACAAGCACAGACUACUAUGACGUAUCCACGCCCUUGAGCUCACACGGCUCGAGAUCCGAACCCGGUUCGGGUCAAUACACGAUCCUCGACAUUUUUGCGGCGGUGCUGAAGAAGUCGCUUGUGAUGUCUUGUACUAUGGAGAGAGGUGAUGAUGAUGUGGCGGCGUCUAUGGAUAUAGGUUGGCCAACGGAGGUUAAGCACGUUAGUCACGUUACUUUCGACCGGUUUAGUGGUUUUCUCGGUCUUCCCUCUGAGCUCGAACCGGAGGUCCCUCCUCAAGCUCCUAGCGCCAGUGUGAGUGUCUUCGGAGUAUCAGCAAAGUCAAUGCAAUGCUCUCACGACAACAGGGGAAAUAGCGUCCCAACGAUCCUUCUCAGGAUGCAGAAACGUCUUUAUUCCGAAGGAGGUCUUAAAGCAGAAGGAAUAUUCCGAAUAAAUCCAGACAAUGGCAAAGAAGAGCAUGUCCGAAGGCAGCUGAACCGCGGUAUAAUACCACGUGGAAUCGAUGUUCAUUGCUUGGCGGGUUUAAUAAAGGCCUGGUUUAGGGAGCUACCAACAGGAGUGCUUGAUGUGUUGACACCAGAGCAAGUGAUGAAAUGUAACACAGAAGAAGAUUGUCAUAAGCUCGUGACUCUUCUUCCUCCGGUUGAAUCUGCGCUUCUUGAUUGGGCCAUUGGUUUAAUGGCUGACGUGGUGGAGUAUGAGCAGUUUAACAAAAUGAAUGCACGCAAUGUAGCUAUGGUUUUCGCUCCAAACAUGACCCAAAUGGCAGAUCCAUUAACCGCAUUAAUCCACGCGGUACAGGUGAUGAACUUUCUCAAGACUUUGAUCUUAAUGAACCUCAAAGAGAGGGAAAACGCAGAUGCCAAAGCAAGGUGGAUCGAGAAAAAAACAUCAGAUCCAUCAGAAGAAUGGGAAUCACAACACUCUAAGAUAUUAGCCCCUGAGAAACCCAACUAUAACCCUAAGUUUUUGAGAGUGGCUACUCUUUGUAGGCUAGAGGCUGACAAUGAAGAGAAGUUUUGGAACAUUGAGAAGAGAAACGAUCAUAAAGAAACAAUUGAAAAUACUGGAACUGUUCAGAGGCCGUCUAAGCAGCGAUUGUUUCAGUUAAGCAAAUCUACAAAGAAACCUCUUGUAAGUAAUCAAGAUGAAGGAAGAAGAGGACAAGAUGCGUAGGGGUUCACGUCUCUUUUCUUUGCCUUGGUAAAUUUUACUAUACCUCCCUUUCGUUCCUUUUCUGCUUUUGAGAGUGUAAAAAAAUGUAUUGUGAAGUAUGAUUCUAGGUGUUACAUGUUGGUUGAACUCUUAGUUUAUUCAUACCGACUCCGAGUGGUGUUCAUCUAAAAUUUAACAGAAAAAAUGAAUCCUUGACCAAUAUGCACGUGAUAUAUUAUUUCUGGUCGGAUUCUUUUUAAAAGAGAUAUUCGAUUCUUAGAAAAAAUCCUAAUCUGUUCCACAUUGGCGAGUAAGCUAAUUGGGAGUGGUUUCAGAUUGUCAUGUCUACUCUCAUUAGAUUAUUAUUGAUUUCAGUC